This is a messenger RNA of Pseudogymnoascus verrucosus, 792 nucleotides long. RefSeq lists its product as uncharacterized. NCBI's taxonomy places the organism in Eukaryota, Fungi, Ascomycota, Leotiomycetes, Thelebolales, Thelebolaceae. The transcript is spliced from 3 exons. The record is from RefSeq and is a predicted model, not a curated record. Bases 1 to 792 code for a protein of 263 amino acids.
AUGGCGGGGGAGAUCCUAGCAUUAGUGAAGGAGACAACCACCUCUAUCUUGUCAGACAACUCAACAAACCAGGUGGCAUGGCAAACCGAAUUCCUCGGCCUCGUCCCCCUCGCUUUAAACGCCAUGACCCAGCCUUCCAGCCUCGACAUCAACCGCCCUGAAUCCAGCCUGCUCUUCAUGGCUCGCAGCUCGCCAUUUAUAUGCGUCGCAGAUACCCUGGAAGUUCUCAUUGCGCUCUGCCUCUACACUUAUCAGGAAGGGAGCAUAUCCGAGGCUGCACGACUUGUGAACCGGAGAAUAGCGAGGUCGAGACUUGGGAGCGGAGAGUCUGAAUUAGAAGCAAGCGCUGUCGAGAAGCACCCGUGGACUUUUACUAUCUUGUUUCUUGCGGCGCUGGUACCAGCGAUUAAAUUCCUCGGAUUGCAAGGCUUAUUCUGGACAAGAGUCUGGGCGGGUAUUUAUCUAUGUCCGUACAUCGUGCUCGCUAUUGUUCGCGCCCUGGCUUCUAAGGGUUGGCGCGACCGGCCCCCGGUUGCCUCUCUAGCAAAAGUGCCCUCGUUUCACGAGAAGUUGCUAGGAAUUGUUAGAACUGUGCUAUUGGUGGUGGCUGGCGCAGUGCAUGCUUCUGUUAGCUACUGGGCUCUUAUUUGCGUGCAACAGAUCGACGAUGGCGAUUACAAGGCCCUUCUUGUUUUUCCAUUUUUGAAUUUCAUACUAGCACUUUUAUAUUACCUGGUUGUAUAUGAUCCUACUGGGACAGCGAAGCCUUCGUGGACUGAGGAACUUGGGUAG